Messenger RNA from Guillardia theta CCMP2712, 923 nucleotides. RefSeq names its product Rossmann-fold NAD(P)(+)-binding protein. NCBI's taxonomy places the organism in Eukaryota, Cryptophyceae, Pyrenomonadales, Geminigeraceae. The record is from RefSeq and is a predicted model, not a curated record. The coding region runs from base 28 to 801 and encodes 257 amino acids. The transcript is spliced from 10 exons.
GUUGAGUUUUCGUUUGCAAGUCGAGCCAUGUCGAGCAAGCCAAUCGCUGUCAUCGUCGGCCCAGGGUCGAAGCACGACAAAGGAGGGUCCAUGAAGGAAAUCCCUCCCUCCUCCCGAUGGGGCCUGGGAGGUGCCUUGUCCCUGCGGUUUGCUCAAGGCGGAUAUCACGUUGCGCUCCUCGCUAGACGGAAGGAUGUGGUUGAGGCGGUAGCGGAGGAGGUAAGGAAUCAAGGAGGAACUGCUACCUCCAUCUGCUGCGAUGUCACGGACAUGGAGAGCGUCUCUACCGCCUUCAAACAGAUCUUCUCGCUCGGCAAGGUGGAGGUCAUGAUUUACAACGUGGCUCCUCCGUUUCCUCCUGGACACGAAUUCCCCAACCUCCCUGCUGCUCAUGACAUCGACCCGCAGUUCUUUGACUCUGCCUUUAACAUCGGAGUCACUGGCUGCCUUCGAUGCAACAGUCAAGUCGUCCCCAAGAUGAUCGAGCAGGGCAAGGGAACGAUCCUCCUUUCCGGCGCUACUGCUUCUCUGAGAGGAGGUAAGAAGUUCGGGUCGGUGGCUCCGGUCAAGGCAGCGCUGCGUUCCUACGGGCAGUCGCUGUUCCAGGAGCUCGCUGCUCAAGGAGUUCAUGUUGGCCAUGUCAUCAUUGACGGAGUCAUCGAAUCGCCCAACACCAAGGGAUGGGGCACCAACGUCCCGCUCAUGGACCCUGCGCACAUUGCCGAACAGUACUGGAACCUCCACGUUCAACCUCGCUCUGUGUGGAGCUAUGAGGUGAGACUUAAACUUCUCCAGCUCUGACCCUGCAGGAUAUCGCUGACUUUCAGAUUAGAUUCAGAUAUCACCGUCAGAGGGAUCGGUAGGCCAUAGGCUAUAGAGAAACCUGAGAUUAUACUCUGAAUUCAUAAACAUGUUUUCAGAUU